ACCAUCCGUCCCUAUCAAUCGGCCAGUUCUCAAAUCUCGAACCCUGAACUAACCUUCCUUCUGAUCGCGCGGUUCCCAUGGCUCUCUCUAACGCAGCUUCUGCAUCUUCCCUAUCCAAUCUCCUCAAGCCACUCGUCGCCGGCGUCUCGUACUCAUCCUCUCUCCGCCGCUCGAUCUCGUCGGCUGCCGAUGACUCUGCCACGCUCACCGUCGAGACAUCCAUCCCCUUCACGGCCCACAACUGCGAUGAGCCGUCGCGUUCUGUUCAGACUAGUCCCAAGGAGCUUCUUGGCUUCUUCCGCAACAUGGCAUUGAUGCGCCGGAUGGAAAUUGCUGCUGACUCUCUCUACAAGGCUAAGUUGAUCCGCGGAUUUUGUCAUCUCUAUGAUGGUCAGGAAGCCGUUGCUGUGGGAAUGGAGGCUGCGAUUACGAAGAAGGAUGCGAUUAUUACUGCUUAUCGGGAUCACUGUACUUACCUUUGUCGCGGAGGAACGCUUCUGGAGAUUUUCGCGGAGCUAAUGGGCCGUCAGGGUGGGUGCUCGAGGGGUAAAGGUGGCUCUAUGCAUUUCUAUAAGAAGGACGCUGGGUUUUAUGGCGGCCAUGGUAUUGUUGGGGCUCAGGUACCUCUUGGAUGUGGAGUGGCCUUUGCGCAGAAGUAUUCCAAGGAUGGGACUGCUACUUUUUCUCUUUAUGGCGAUGGCGCGGCCAAUCAGGGUCAGUUAUUUGAGGCGCUUAAUAUCUCUGCGCUUUGGGAUCUGCCUGCCAUUUUCGUCUGCGAGAAUAACCAUUAUGGUAUGGGGACUGCUGAGUGGAGAGCAGCGAAGAGUCCAGCUUAUUAUAAACGUGGGGACUACGUUCCUGGAUUGAAAUUGGAUGGUAUGGAUGCACUAGCUGUCAAACAGGCUUGCAAGUUUGCGAAGGAGCAUGCUUUGAAGAAUGGACCAAUUAUUCUCGAAAUGGACACCUAUAGGUAUCAUGGUCAUUCUAUGUCUGAUCCAGGUAGCACAUACCGAACACGUGAUGAGAUCUCUGGCGUUAGACAGGAACGUGAUCCCAUUGAAAGAAUAAGAAAACUAGUAUUAUCCUAUGAUCUGGCCACUGAAAAGGAGCUAAAGGAUGUUGAGAAGGAAGUCAGAAAAGAAGUCGAUGAUGCGAUCGCUCAAGCCAAGGAAAAUCCUUUGCCAGAUCCUUCUGAACUCUUCACAAACGUGUACGUGAAAGGUUUUGGAACCGAGUCAUACGGAGCAGAUAGGAAAGAAGUGAGAGCUGUGCUUCCAUGAUUUAUUUAACAUUGAAGUGUUUGAGAGCUCUGGUCGGGACCUCCAAAGUUGACCUUAUUUUACCCAACAGAGGCAAAAGGAAUAAUUAGGAGGUUUGGUUGAAGAUGUUAUUUUUUUCACUUGGAUUAGUGAAUAUAUUUUGUUUUCCCUUCCAUUAAUGGGAAAUACUUGAGUGACUUUGCCUUUGCCUUCAAAUAUUGAAGCCUAAAUGUCGGUAUAGUCAUUUGGAACUGUGAAAAAUAUGCUUCUUUUGCCCCUCACAUGAACUUUCACAAUAAAGAGGCUGAUCUUCUGGGUUCACUUUUUACACACA
Messenger RNA from Cucurbita pepo subsp. pepo (vegetable marrow), 1593 nucleotides. Its product is annotated as pyruvate dehydrogenase E1 component subunit alpha-1, mitochondrial. Gene Ontology annotation, biological process: pyruvate decarboxylation to acetyl-CoA. Lineage: Eukaryota; Viridiplantae; Streptophyta; Magnoliopsida; Cucurbitales; Cucurbitaceae. The record is from RefSeq and is a predicted model, not a curated record. Gene Ontology annotation, cellular component: intracellular membrane-bounded organelle. Gene Ontology annotation, molecular function: pyruvate dehydrogenase (acetyl-transferring) activity.